Molecule: messenger RNA, 276 nt
Organism: Cooperia oncophora
Lineage: Eukaryota; Metazoa; Nematoda; Chromadorea; Rhabditida; Trichostrongylidae
Source: the annotation of a GenBank genome assembly
AUGAAGCUGUGCGACUGUCAAAAUGGAGCUCUCUGUAGCCCUGUGGAUGGAAAAUGUGAAUGUCGCUCUGGUUGGACAGGAGACAAUUGUGAGAAGCCAUGUGAGCCGGGAACAUAUGGAAAGGACUGCUUACAACGCUGUGAUUGCGCCAAUGGUAUGCAUUGUGACCCAUCCGACGGUGAAUGCAUCUGCCCUCCUGGCAAAAGGGGAGCUAAAUGCGAUCAAGACAUAGCGAUGCAGAACCUACAAACGCAAGCUUCCAAGUGUUUUCGGUAG